AUGUCUACAGAAGCCGUCUUUGUCCUGCCCGGCGACCACAUCGAUCCCUCUCUCAUCCCCUCACAUCCAAAGAAACCCGUCCGUCUAGGUCCUGGACUGCGCCAUGUCCCUCCGAGCGAGCUUCUGCCAACGCUGGCCGGCCAGCUGGUGACGGACAGACAGAAGAAUGCGAUCCGGGUAGAGACGACCAGUGGCAGAUACAUCCCCCGAGUCGGCGAGCUCGUCAUCGGCACAAUCAACAAAUCCGCCUCAGAAGUCUACUUCGUCAGCCUCUCCGACUACACCGCUCCCGCCCUCCUCCCCCAGCUCUCCUUCGAAUCAGCCACCAAAAAGACCCGUCCCAUCCUGGCCCCGGGAGCGUUGGUCUACGCCCGCGUCACUCUGGCCAACAAGCACAUGGACGCCGAGCUCGAGUGCGUCUCGGCCUCUACGGGCAAAGCGGAUGGUCUCGGGCCGCUGGUAGGGGGCAUGUUGUUUACAAUCUCGCUGGGUAUGGCCCGCCUUUUGAUGAUGCCCAAGAAGGCGCAGCAGGGUAAGGUCGUGGUUCUGGAUGAGCUUGCCGACGCCGGUCUCCAGUUUGAGACGGCCACUGGCAGAAACGGCCGGCUUUGGGUGGACAGCGACAACACCAAGACAAUCAUCGUGGUCGGCAGAGCCAUACAAGAAACCGACGAAAAGUCUCUCGGCGCAGACGAGCAGAGGAAGUUAGUAAAGAAGCUAAUCAAGGAGCUGAGUUGA
Molecule: messenger RNA, 738 nt
Organism: Trichoderma gamsii
Lineage: Eukaryota; Fungi; Ascomycota; Sordariomycetes; Hypocreales; Hypocreaceae
Exons: 2
Coding region: 1-738 (245 amino acids)
Biological process (GO): nuclear polyadenylation-dependent rRNA catabolic process; TRAMP-dependent tRNA surveillance pathway; CUT catabolic process
Cellular component (GO): cytoplasmic exosome (RNase complex); nuclear exosome (RNase complex)
Molecular function (GO): RNA binding
Source: RefSeq, a predicted model, not a curated record